AAUAAAUCACAGUCUAGCUACUCCCCCUGGCUCUCCUCCCCCCGCCCCCGGCCCCUCUAUAGCGGGAGGGGCGGAGGGGCCGCCAGCAGAGCGCCGCGGCCGCCGGGACGAGCAGAGCAGCGCCUGCCCGCGUCCUCCAGCCGCCCCAGCAUGGACCUUCGCGCCCUGGCGCUGCUCGCCUUCGCCCUGGCCGUCAUCUCGCUCUCGGAGGAGAAACCCGUCAGCCUGACUUACCGAUGUCCCUGUCGAUUCUACGAGAGCAACGUGGCAAGAGCCAAUAUUAAGCACCUCAAAAUCCUCUCCACACCCAACUGCUCACUUCAGAUUGUUGCAAGGCUCAAGAGCAACAGCAAGCAAGUGUGCAUUGAUCCCAAGUUAAAGUGGAUCCAGGAAUAUCUGGAGAAAGCUUUAAACAAACCACGUCAUCGCACUCAUAAAAAAAAGCAACAGAAGAAACGGGGCCCACUCUGCCCUUCCCGUGCAACACCACUAAAGUCUCCAGGGAGAAAGAAUGGAGGUUCAAGAUGUAAGAGGCAAGCAUUGUAAACCGUCUACAGGAUUUCUUACUGUAGGACCCAGAGAGCAGAUAACCAGUAUUAGGGAAUGAAUACAUUUCACUGCUAACAUGCAGCACAAAAGCAACGCUUCACGCAUUUCCAAAGGUUUUUUCUUGGUUGUUUUUGGUGGGGUUUUUUUUUGUUUGGCUUUUUUCCCCUUGCACAAAUUGGCUUGCUUUCAUAGUGCUAUUUUUAUAUAGUAAGAUGUAACUAUUUGAGAAAAAAUACGAAUUUAUACAGGUUGGUUUAUUACCUAGCACUGGGGGCAGAUACCAAAUUAAACUAACCCUCUUAUUAUAAAAGAUAUUAUUUCCUUUUUUGUGUAGAGGUCCUGCUUUAUUUAACUUCUUUUGGUUCAUGCAAGUCUCCUGGAGUUUUAAACCUAGAAGGACAUGAACUGUACAGUGCAAUGAUGUUGUGUAAGUAGUGGUGGAACUCCUUGCCUCCAGAAGUCAAGAGGCCAAGAACAUAGGAAGGCUCAAAAGCAUCAGACUGAUGACAGUGGACAACAUUACCCCGAGUGGCAUUUACAGAUAUUUUGGGUGAGUGAUUAAACACAGGGCUACAGGGCUAAAGCCCUUCUCUGAAGAUCAGAACCCUUGCUGACAGCUGUGAGCAGCUGGAUCAAUACACAUCUGGUAUUGCAAGGUGAUAAUACUUGGUUUGUAGUAGUUGUGUGUAUUAGGAGCCACAACACAGUUCUGAUGUCAUCUGACAUUUCCUAUGUUCCUGUGUUUCUGAUGAUAAAUUUAGCAAAAAAAAAGGAAUGGGUUAUUAGAGCUGUAACCACACGUUACAAGUGUUGCAAGUUGCUGGAGGAGUCAGAUAUGCUGCCAUGCACCAGGGAUCUCCCACCCACCCACAGGAGGUGACUUCAGCUUGCCUGUCUGGCUUUGCACUGAAGUAGGCUGAGAUUUAUUCACUCUUCACCAACGAGGUCGUACCUGCCUGAGGGUAAUCACAUCCCUGAUUGCUCUGGAGAUACCCAGAAGAGGAUAUCUGGCCACAUCUUGGAGAAAAGAGAGGCUUGGCGCAAGAGAGGGUCUGUGCAGUUUGUGGAAGGAGAGGUGGAAAUGAAGGCCAACACUCACAGUUCGCCAGUUAUCAUGGGUUUGCUGGUGAACAGGAUAGCCUCUGGAACUCCCUUUGCAAAGCACAGCCUGGGACAGGCACCACUCCUUGCACCGAUCCCCUAAGCCAGAAGUUUCUUUCUCCUUAUUCCUUCCUGUACACACAAUAUCUGCUAUGGUAUGGAAAGACAUCUGCAGCACUGCAAUAAUCAUGUCAUGCUGUGCACUGAGAUCUGGGGGGAAGCACAUUUGUGCAGCACAAUGCUUGUGUUUGUAUGUAUCUGUGUUUGUAUUGUAAACAAAAAAAUGUUGUAAGAUUGUCUUUUUUAAGCUGGUUGAUUCAAAAGAAAUCUUCCCUCUUCCCUGCAGCCUGUGUCAGGAACACUGAGAGGAGUGUUUCACACUCCUUUUUGUGGUAGGCAUCUUUAGUGCCAAAGAGGCGCUUUGGCUAUCCAGGAACUCCAGUAUUUCCAUGUGGAUUCAGGUAAAAAUCUUGUCUUUUCCUUUCUGCAAAACAGGGCUAUUGCAGAGAGGCCUUCAGCUGGGAACACCUCACCUCAUUUGCUUUAAAGCAGAAACAAACUGCUGUGCCUAAAAUAUUUGUGUUUGUGAUUUUGACAUUCCUUUUGUUUUUGUUACCAGCCUGGUGCUUUAAGUAUAUUGUGUCUGUGUUUUGAAAGGUCUGGUACCACUGUAUGUGAUGAGAUUGGAGUUUUGAUUUAAUAUUAGUAGGAUCAGAUCCUCUCCUGGAAGGGGAAAGAAAGAAAGACAUUUUAUGAGAAAACCAGAGUUUUUUCUAUGUUCCCUGGACUGUAUUUGAUAUCCUAGGCUCCAUUCCCUGUCCCACACAUGCACCUGCAUUUGCCAGUGGUUUGCCAGAGGUGGACAUGUGAGUGUCCAAGCCAAGAAUGACUGCAGAAAAACUUCCAGGAAAGUGCAUCCUUCACACAUAACUUCUGUCAAAGGACAGCCUGAGAUCUGAUUGAGUCCCAUUGCAGUAAAUGGAGAAUUAAAUAAUCCUCUGAUUUUGAUUCAGCAGCAUGCCCUGCUCAUGAUGAUAGGGGCCACGACCGUUUUGUUUCCAGGGAAACUUUGGCAUUCUGGUGAGAAGGUGGGCUAGGUAGAUGUGACUGCACAGCCUUGCCAGUGCUCUGCUGCAGUCCUCAUUAACAGGGAGUGCAUCUGGGGUCAGCACCAGUAGGGCCAGGUCCCUGGGAUCAUGCCAACCCCACAUUACUGCUUUGACAGGAGCACUGAGGGGGGCAGUGCUGAAGCACCCCGGCCAAACCCAGGCACCUGGCUCUGGACAGUAUUGCCAGGCAGUGGAGGUACUGCAGGAAAGGGGGGCUCCUGUCAGCCUUCUCCUCUAGGGGCUGCAGGGCUAAAGCAAGGGCAUUUGUUCCUGGGGAAAAUGCAUGAGGAGCAGCAGGAGGAAAAUGCACUCCAUGGAAGGCAAGGGACCUUUUACAGCUGGGUGUUUGUGUGUGCUUUGGGGGCUGUCUGCCCCAGCCCACACAGAGACUGGGCCCUGACACCUCUGUGCCAGUGAUGCUUCACUUCUCAGGUAUCUGAGACCACUCAGGGCAUGGGGCUGCUCUCAGGGGCUAGCAGUGUGACCCUCCCUCACCUGGGCAAGGUUGAGCACAGCAUGAAUGCAGAGGUGACACAGACCUGGCCAGAGACUUAAGUGAGAACCUUUUAAAAGCUUUCUCUUGUUUUGGACCAAAUUCAACCUUGAGUGGGAAGCUUUGCUGUUAGCCUGACAUUAUUUGCAUGAUGCACUGUGGAGAGCAGCCUUACUCUUUGCAGCAGAGGGAUCAAUCACUGGGCUGCCCCAGUGUACCACAUGUUUGUCCCAUUCAUGUCACUACCAGAGCAGGCUGAGAAGCAGCCCUGGCAGCAUCUCACUUGGGGAGAGCCCCUGGUUUUCCCUUCUGCCUUUAACUGUUGACCAAAGACAGAGUUGGGGAAAGGAAGCGUCAGGAGAUGGGAGUGAGGUAGCGACCACAUGUGAACAGGGGGGAAAAGAGAUAACACUGAACCAUGCUGAAAAGGCAGCUUCCAUGAAUGUGAAAUCAUCACGUGGGUAUUUUCAAUGUGCAGCUGUCAAAUCCCAGUUUUAAGAGUAGAUGGUAUUUAUUGCUGUGUCAGUUUUUUAUUUAUACUAGCUUUAUACUUUUAUGUAUGAAUAUCUUAUCUGAAUUCUGCCUGAGGAAGAAUGAAAUGAAGGGUGACUUUGAUGUGUUUUUGAUUAAGGUGAUUGAGCAAAGGUGACUGUUUAUUUUGCAAUGAAAGUGUUUUUCAAAGUUAAAUAUACAAAUUUUGUUGAAAAUGCAGUACCUAGAGAAGUUUUUGUUGCCAAUUUCCCUUUAUUAGCCUCUAGAAGGUCCUUUUCUCUGGCAACUCGUUUUGAGUGAUGUGAUUUAUAGCAGUCAAGGGUUUUUGGAACUCAUCAUCUAAAAUUUGAUUAUUUUUUCUUAAUCAACAUCCCACCAAGAUAAUCCUUGUCUGAAAACAUGAAACUUUGGUUGCCACAGAGAAGAAAACAUGUAUCAUUAUAAAAGAGCUGUAUGAACCUCCCAUCUUUCAUUCCUUGAGAACUCUGUGUUGUCAGAAUGUGGUAAAUACUGUACUUUAUAUUUUUAUUAAGUAAAAAGAAGUAUCUUCCCAAAUAAUGUGAAAAGGGAUUUGUAUUUGUGUUCUUGUAAGGCAGCUUUUAUGGAGGAGUUAUAUUAUGCUUUUGAAAUUACUCCUUUCAUAGAAAAUUUUGAAAAUAAACACUUUUAUAUUGUUGUAAUUUCUCACAUAAAUGUGUAUGCACUUAAAAUUUUCUUAAUAAAAAGAUAUGUCUGAAUAAA
Vidua chalybeata is the source of this 4485-nucleotide messenger RNA. It is a transcript of the gene CXCL12, whose product is annotated as C-X-C motif chemokine ligand 12. Lineage: Eukaryota; Metazoa; Chordata; Aves; Passeriformes; Viduidae. Gene Ontology annotation, cellular component: extracellular region; external side of plasma membrane. The record is from RefSeq and is a predicted model, not a curated record. Gene Ontology annotation, molecular function: CXCR chemokine receptor binding; chemokine activity. The coding region runs from base 151 to 546 and encodes 131 amino acids. The transcript is spliced from 5 exons. Gene Ontology annotation, biological process: cell chemotaxis; induction of positive chemotaxis; axon guidance.